Molecule: messenger RNA, 5068 nt
Organism: Cottoperca gobio
Lineage: Eukaryota; Metazoa; Chordata; Actinopteri; Perciformes; Bovichtidae
Gene: atp9b
Product: ATPase phospholipid transporting 9B
Exons: 30
Coding region: 14-3421 (1135 amino acids)
Biological process (GO): retrograde vesicle-mediated transport, Golgi to endoplasmic reticulum; phospholipid translocation; endocytosis
Cellular component (GO): trans-Golgi network; endosome; plasma membrane
Molecular function (GO): ATP hydrolysis activity; magnesium ion binding; ATP binding
Source: RefSeq, a predicted model, not a curated record
CUGCCCAGCCAAGAUGGCUGACAGCAUCCCCUUAAAUCCGGUACGGAAGAACUCGAAGAGAAUCCCGUAUUACAACUCAGCCAGACUUUCAAGAUACUCUGUAGAUGAUGAGCCCUCUAGCCUGGAUGAGAUGCCUCUCAUGAUGUCUGAAGAAGGCUUUGAGAAUGAUGAGAGCGACUACCAGACGCUGCCCCGGGCCAGAGUCCACCAGAGACAGCGAGGCCUCGGCUGGUUCCUGUUUGGAGGGUGGAAAGUCCUCUGUGGCAGCUGCUGUGACUGCAUGGCCCAUAUGUGUCGGAGGAAGAAGGAGCUGAAGGCCAGGACGGUUUGGCUCGGCUGCCCGGAGAAAUGUGAAGAGAAGUAUCCCAAAAACGCCAUCAAAAACCAGAAGUACAACAUCUUCACCUUUGUGCCUGGGGUUCUCUACCAGCAGUUCAAGUUCUUCCUCAACCUCUACUUUCUGGUGGUGGCCUGUUCCCAGUUUGUGCCAUCGUUGAAAAUCGGAUAUUUGUACACGUACUGGGCACCGCUGGGUUUUGUGUUAACGGUUACAAUGGUGCGCGAGGCUGUGGACGAAGUGCGACGGUACCAACGGGACAAAGAGAUGAACUCUCAACUCUACAGCAAGCUCACAGUGCGAGGUAAAAUUCAAGUGAAGAGUUCCGACAUACAAGUUGGAGACCUGAUCAUCGUUGAUAAGAACCAAAGGAUUCCUGCAGACAUGAUAUUCCUGAGAACAUCAGAGAAAAAUGGUUCAUGUUUCAUCAGAACAGAUCAGCUGGACGGAGAAACAGACUGGAAGCUGAAGGUUGCUGUCGGCUGCACACAGCGACUACCAGCAGUGGGGGAUCUCUUCUCCAUCAGCGCUUACGUCUACGCCCAGAAGCCCCAGCUGGACAUCCACAGUUUCGAGGGGAACUUCACAAGGGAAGACGCAGAUCCACAGAUCCAUGAAAGUCUGAGUAUUGAACACACUAUCUGGGCCAGCACAGUCGUUGCAUCUGGCACGGUGAUAGGGGUGGUGAUCUACACAGGCAAAGAGACCAGAAGCGUACUGAACACGUCCUCUGCCAAGAACAAGUUUGGCUUACUGGACCUCGAGCUGAACCGCCUCACCAAGGCUCUGUUCCUGGCCCAGGUCAUUCUGUCUGUUGUCAUGGUAGCAGUGCAGGGUUUUGUGGGUCCUUGGUUCCGAAACCUUUUCCGAUUCGUCGUGCUUUUCUCCUACAUUAUCCCCAUCAGUUUGCGUGUAAACCUGGACAUGGGGAAGUCGGCCUACGGCUGGAUGAUUAUGAAAGACGAAAACAUCCCCGGCACUGUUGUGAGAACCAGCACCAUCCCAGAAGAACUGGGCCGGCUAGUCUAUCUGCUGACAGACAAGACGGGCACUCUCACACAGAACGAGAUGGUCUUCAAGCGGCUGCACCUGGGAACAGUAUCCUACGGCACCGACACCAUGGAUGAGAUACAGAGCCACAUCGUCCAGUCGUAUGCACAGGUGACCUCCCAGCCCUCCAAUGGUAGCACCAGUGGCACCACUCCAUCGAGGAAGACCCAGACGUCGGGACCAAAGGUCCGUAAGAGUGUCAGCAGUCGCAUCCACGAGGCUGUGAAGGCCAUCGCCCUGUGCCACAAUGUCACGCCCGUCUAUGAGUCGCACACCAUCGUGAACGGAGAGACGGAGUCUGCUGAAGCCGACCAGGACUUCAGUGAUGACAACCGCACCUACCAGGCCUCCAGCCCCGACGAGGUGGAGCUGGUGCGGUGGACGCAGAGCGUCGGCCUGACCCUGGUGAACAGAGACCUGACCUCCCUGCAGCUGAAGACUCCUUCUGGACAGAUCCUCAACUUCCACAUCCUGCAGAUCUUCCCCUUCACCUCCGAGAGCAAAAGGAUGGGCAUCAUCGUCAGGGAGGAAUCGACCGGCGACAUCACUUUCUACAUGAAGGGUGCUGAUGUUGCCAUGGCGAGCAUUGUCCAGUACAACGACUGGUUGGAAGAAGAGUGUGGGAACAUGGCCAGGGAAGGCCUCAGGACGCUGGUGGUGGCCAAGAAGUCUCUGUCUGAGGAGCAGUAUCAGGACUUUGAGAACCGCUACAACCAGGCGAAGCUGAGUAUCCAUGACCGAGGCCUGAAGGUUGCAGCAGUGGUGGAGAGCUUAGAGAGGGAGAUGGAGCUUCUGUGUCUGACCGGUGUGGAAGACCAACUCCAGGCAGACGUCAGGCCCACUCUGGAGCUGCUCAGGAACGCUGGCAUCAAGAUCUGGAUGCUGACGGGGGAUAAGCUUGAGACGGCGACGUGCAUCGCCAAAAGCUCCCACUUGGUCUCCAGAAACCAAGACAUUCAUGUCUUCAGGCCGAUCUCCAGCAGAGGAGAGGCCCAUCUGGAGCUCAACGCCUUCAGAAGGAAACAUGACUGUGCUCUGGUCAUCUCUGGAGACUCCUUAGAGGUGUGCUUGCGGUAUUACGAGCAUGAGUUUGUCGAGCUGGCGUGUCAGUGUCCAGCGGUGGUGUGCUGUCGCUGCUCCCCGACUCAGAAGGCCCAGAUUGUGACGCUCCUCCAGCAGCACACAGCCAACAGAACCUGUGCCAUAGGUGAUGGAGGAAAUGAUGUCAGUAUGAUCCAGGCUGCAGACUGUGGUAUCGGAAUUGAAGGCAAGGAAGGGAAGCAGGCGUCUCUGGCCGCAGACUUCUCCAUCACUCAGUUUAAGCACAUCGGUCGCCUGCUCAUGGUCCAUGGCAGGAACAGCUACAAGCGCUCUGCAGCGUUGGGUCAGUUCGUCAUGCACAGAGGCAUGAUCAUCUCCACCAUGCAGGCUGUCUUCUCCUCCGUGUUCUACUUCGCCUCUGUGCCCUUGUACCAGGGUUUCCUCAUGGUUGGGUAUGCCACCAUGUACACCAUGUUCCCGGUCUUCUCCCUGGUUCUGGACCAAGAUGUAAAGCCAGAGAUGGCGCUGCUCUACCCAGAGCUUUAUAAAGACCUCACCAAGGGGCGUUCAUUAUCUUUCAAGACUUUCCUCAUUUGGGUUUUGAUCAGCGUGUAUCAAGGUGGCAUCCUCAUGUACGGAGCGCUGGUGCUGUUUGAGUCUGAGUUUGUGCACGUGGUGGCCAUCUCCUUCACGGCGCUCAUCCUGACCGAGCUGCUGAUGGUGGCGCUGACCAUCCGCACCUGGCACUGGCUCAUGGUGGUGGCCGAGUUCUUCAGCCUGGGCUGCUACCUGGCCUCGCUCGCAUUCCUCAACGAGUACUUUGGCAUAGGCAGGGUGUCCUUUGGAGCGUUCCUUGACUUGUCGUUCAUCACCACUUGGCCUUUCCUGUGGAAGGUGUCCGCCAUCACGUUGGUCAGCUGUCUUCCUCUCUACAUUAUCAAAUACCUGAAACGCAAGUUUUCCCCACCGAGCUACUCCAAACUAUCCUCAUGAGCCAAACUGGUGUUUGUUUUGGGAGUGUUCGUGCUUCUCUGAACCUUUUUUUAUAGCACUUUUUUGUUUUACUCGCUGAUCCUCAGUGAUGGAAAGGUGAGGAACCACUGGAACCACUGGAACCACUGGAACAUGGAGAGACAUGAGUUGUUCUUUGGAUCUUGUCACUGAGACUUGGGAUUACUUGAAAAUACUUGGCACAUAAAGAAAGAAGGGCAACAUGGUGUAAGUGACUGCACUUAGAACUUGACCCCAUUUUGCCAGAAAGGGUCACUCUGCCUUCUUUUGUUUUAAAGCAUUUCAAACAAAUCAGCUUCAAAUGUCAUUUUAUACACUUCUGAUACAUUUCUUUUCAUGGUUAAAUUUUUAUAUGUGGACUUCUGAAUUUUUUUAGGUGUUGUUUUAUAUUCUAGAUAUUAAUUACAGUUACUGGCAUUUUUGAACAGUGGAGUUGCUGUAUAAGGGAUAUAAAAAAACCAUCAUUUAUUUUAAUGUUUUCUUAUGUUAUUGUAAAUAAAGCCUUUUACAUGCAGCUCUGAUCCACACUGCUGUCAAUGUAAAACCUCACUGCGUUUAACUCUUUAAAUAAGAACAUUUAUGAUGACAUUCACAAAUGUUGGGACUUCAAACUGGAUUUCUGUGCGUUUGCUGCUUUACGUCCUUUACAUUUUUAAAGACGGUGAAUGACAUCACCAAUCAUAAUCUCCGUAGUAUGAAACCAGCACUCCUUUAAACGUUGUAUUUCAGCAUAUUUGGCCUUGAUCCUACUGCAUAAUUUAACAUUUACGAUGUCUGUCGGUGGCCCCCAGCGCUCCUGCUGGGACAUGGCAGCUCGCUUUGUGCCUCAUUAUGAUGUUAAUGUGCUGAAGCAGCAUCUGGAUGUUUAAACAAUCAGUCAGAGGUUUUUGUUAGCGUUUGUUUUAGUUACCUCCGCAGCCAGAUCUGAACUUCCAGGAGCUUGAGAUUCUCUGAAAGCAUUUUUCUGAAGGUGAAACUACUUUAGAACGAAGGACCCUUGACACAGACAGCUGUAUAUUUUUAGACCUUUAUUGACAAUAUGACUCCCCCGGGCUUCCAUGUGACUGGCCUGUAGCACACGUUGACAUUCAGGGGAAUGAGUUUUAUCAUUCACUCCGUGUACUGCAAGUGUUGAGUACGCUUUGAGCUCAGUGGGAAAAACAGGUGGAAGAACUGAUAUUUGUUAUUAAUGUACAUUUCAGUAAGCAGGAUGUAGUAUAGCUAUGUUUAUUAGUCAGGUUGUCAUUUGUCUCUGAAUGAUGAUUGAGUUUCAGGUUGAUCAUUCCUAAACGUGGCGGUAUUAUUUAGUUUAAAUCGAGGCAACCGUACUAUAAAACGUAGCUACACUAUAAUAAAGACAAAUAGCGGAUGUAGUUAUUUGGGAAAGAGUUGGGAGUAACUGCGACACUUUAAUGCAAUUUGCAUUUAGGUUUUUAAAUUUCUAAUUUACAUUCUAAUGAAGAGAAAUUCCAAAUGUUGUUUUCUGUCGAGAUCUUUGUGUUUGUGAUGUUGUAUAAACGUUUCUUUCUUGUCAACUUGCUUUCCAUGUCCUACACUGCGAUUUCUAACUAUGUCUUUUUAUUUAUGAUAUUGUUAUUGAUUAAUGAAUAAUAAAAGCAGACAACAGAU